Molecule: messenger RNA, 867 nt
Organism: Mollisia scopiformis
Lineage: Eukaryota; Fungi; Ascomycota; Leotiomycetes; Helotiales; Mollisiaceae
Product: ubiquitin-like protein
Exons: 2
Coding region: 1-867 (288 amino acids)
Molecular function (GO): protein binding
Source: RefSeq, a predicted model, not a curated record
AUGGCACAAUCAACGACCGGUGGAGAUCCUGCCUCAGUCCCUUUCGACUCCUCGUCGUCGUCUUCACAACCACAUUCUGGUCUUCCCGUCGAGAUGAGCGAACUCGACGCUUCCAAGAGGACUGGCGCAGGAUCGCAGGCUCUCCUCAAUGAUGUUUCAAUUCCGACUUCCUCCCCUCUAGACUCCUCUUUCCCAACCUCGUCGAGCAUGUCGAAUCCUGCCACCGAGAAUGCGAGACCUGAUGAGCAGUCGAAUGCGGCCAUAUCUACCUCGCAAGCGUCUGCCAACCCGUUAUCAUCUUCUACGAACGAUGCUUCGACCAAUACUACCGCGGUUGCCGCGUCAGAGCCGGCAUCGUCAACGAUACCAAGUAUCACACGACUUGAUUCAGUUGCCAUCGGUCCCUCGACAGAACAUACUCCUCCUCCUGCGAUAAGCGAAGCUGGACCCGUUCUGGUCAUUACGCUUCUUUUGACUUCGGGUGCCAGACACCCAUACAAGAUCGAUGAGAAGUAUUUGACUAAGCGGAACGUAAAUGUCCCAGGGGUGACUGAGAGUGGUAGAAAAGACCCCUUCAGCAUCAGUGUAUAUACAUUGAAGGAGUUAAUCUUGAGAGAGUGGAGAGAGGAAUGGGAGGCACAGCCGAGUAGUCCAAGUAGCAUAAGGCUGAUUUACUUUGGGAGGUUAUUGGAUGAUAAAACGCCAUUGAAGGAAUGCAAGUUUAACGCCGAAUCAGCAAAUGUGGUACACAUGACUGUUCGACCCCAAGAUAUCGUUGACGAGGAAGACGCAACCAAGGGGAAAUCUGCAGGAAGAGACAGAGGAGACGGCGAGUCCACUGCAGGCUGUCGUUGUGUGAUACUCUAG